This is a messenger RNA of Sungouiella intermedia, 1335 nucleotides long. Lineage: Eukaryota; Fungi; Ascomycota; Pichiomycetes; Serinales; Metschnikowiaceae. The record is from the annotation of a GenBank genome assembly.
AUGGACAAACGAAUAAUUCAACUUAGCCGUAUCCCGUACAAAUUACGUCGGCAUAGGGCCAACAUAUUAAACAUUGCUUCUUUCAAUAUCGAGAAGCGAUCCCAGCACGAAAUCAUUUGUGCCUUAGCCCGCAAAUUUGACAUCUUCCUAAUCCAAGAAUUUGUGGGCUCCACCCGCAAUUUUAAAAUCUUCCAAGAAUUUUCAACUGAUCAUGAUUAUCAGUUUUAUACGUCACCCUCCUUGGUGACCUCAAGGCGCACUCGCCUACUCAACCGUUCACGAGCUGCCCAAACAGGCAUCUUCCUCAAUCUCAAGAAAUGUACUGUGCUAGGUCAAAACGAGAUAACACGACGGCUAAAAUCUCAAAUAUACUGUAACGACAUUCGAAUUCUGCUUUCUACAGGGGAGAUGAUAUUGAUUGUCAACACAUAUCGCCCUUCCCGGUCCAAAAAGCUUCAAGCGGUCAUUUUACAACAACUUAUUGUCCCCCUUCUGGAUCUAUCAGUUGCUUACCCAGACCUUAAGGUCAUAUUUGGCGGAGACAUGAACCAUUCCAUGGAACACACACCAAGCAGUGAGCGACACCUGGCUCGGAGCACUCUCGAGCUUCUUGCCGCGGUUAACCUCGUCGAUGUAGGCGUUUGUAACCCCACUGUCUUCUCACUUCCAACCAACCACUUCCCUUCUCCUCGCCGAAUUGACCGCCUCUAUGUUCACACUCUGUGGCAAUCGAGAGCCUUUCAAUUUCAGCUAUGGAGACCUUCCAGCAUCAGUUCCACCCACUCCUUACUUGCUGUUCGGCUUGUGAUCGACAUGAAUCCCGCCAAUUCGUAUGGUCUUCGCCGCUUUCAAUACCCCCUCGGCCGUUUACUGCCCAUGUAUGAUCCUCAGGGUCCCAGAGCAGUUAACCGCGAUGGUACUUUAGAAGAAGCAAUGUCCGCUAUCACAAACGAAGGUCUUGAAUACAUCCACCUUCAUCGCAAGCUCCGGCGACUCGACCCUGAUUUUGCCCGAUCGGUUCGAGACAAAGGCACACAACAUUUGGAAGAUUCGGCUGAUGCAUCAGCGCGGUCAUUCUUCCAGUGUAAAUCGCAUACUCCAAUGGUGUUCCACUCCUUGACUAACACAGCCCAAGGCACAGUGGCCACCACUAAUGCUGACAUGCUUCUGAUGGUUACCCACUAUUACCAAGCACUAUACAGCCAAGCUACGCCCGGAUUUUCGGAUAAGGAACUCGACGAAUAUCUAGAAGGAAUGAAAGUCCGCAUUUCCGCUCAACAAGCUGAAGAGCUUGACCGACCUUUCACUGAGGCGGAACUCACUCUGGCCCUUUAA